AGACCGAAGACGCGACACGGUUUGCGCAGCGCGAAGAAUAGGGAGCAACUCGGUCGACGCAAUUCAAGUUGAACUCAACAAGCUGUGUUCUCGCAUUCUUGAAUCUACAAAUUACAAUAUUUAAAUGUCGUCUGGCAAAGAUAUAGGUCCCCGGCCUACUAGAAGCCUACUGGAUGCGGUCGAGCAUUUGGAAUCAGUCGCCUUUAUCCCGGCCAAACAGCGCCACACAGACGCCAGCCAACUUGCCAAAACAAUCGCCUCGGACGCGUACGAGAGCGGGAUCCCCCAUGUCAUUCUCGAGCGUCUGUUAAAGAUCCUCACAUCAAGCAGUAACCUUGACCAAAGCACCACCACGACUCUAAUCAAAAACCUCUAUCCCCUGGAACCCGUUUCAUCCAAAAUCAUCACGCAGGUAGUAUGCUCUCUCGGACCCAGCAAGAACAAGCCAACGCCUGCGACUCAGGCGUUGCUCCUGCGAUGGCUGCUGCUGGUGUAUGACUUUCUGGGAGAUCGGACGCAUCUGUCGAAACUUUACGCGGUGCUUUUCAACUACCUGGAUAUGAUCAGUCUGCGGAAACCGCUGUGUCAUUUACUUUCGAUUAUUACUAGACGGAAGCAUGUGAAGCCUUUUCGGAUUCAGGCUCUCAUGGAGUUGCUUAGGAAUACGGGUGGUGAAGAGAAGGAGCUUGUCAGUCUACUUAGGGUGUUUAAGAACUACUACCCUGAUAUCAUUGUGGGAGAUCUGGGGAUGAUGAGGAAGGCCGGGUUGGUCUUUAAACAUCCGGAUCCUGAGUGGACCAGCCAUGGGAAACAUCUCCAGGAAACCAAUGCGGAGAGAUCGCGGGCGUCGCAGCAGUCUAGUUUCCAAGUCGUCCACCGCGGUCUAGUGAAGAGAAGCAAAGCGGAGAUUGUGGUUCCGGACGUGCAGACUUCGCGGGUGCCCCAUGGACGGACGUCUCUGGAGGAACUGCGUGGUGUUGACCAUUUUGUCGAGAGGAUUGAUAAGAUCGAGUUACCCAACCAGAUCAUAUCGACUAUGGGAGACAGGUUGGCUCAGAAGUACCUGUUUCUGGUUCAGUCGGACGCUGCGAGUGCCCGGUUGGACGAUUGGCUGCUCAGCUUCCUGAGUGACAAGUUGGAGCAGAUCCGUGAUUGCGAUGAGGAUGAUCCGGAGAUGCUCACUUAUAUCCUCAGUCUGGCUGCUGAUUAUGUUCAAUACGCAAAGGAAAUUCCGGCUGCCAUCGUCUCUUUCGUGAAAGCAUACCUUGCCUUGUGGAAUGGCCGUGACAACAAAGACCAGAUCUUCCAUCUCCUCGAGUAUCUUCCUGUCGAUUCUUUCGACUCAAUACACGAAGAGUUCUUGUUCCCCUUGGAAUCUGCCGUGUUAGACGAUACACUGGCUUCCAGAGUCGCCAUCCUCGAGUUCUACUCUUCCCUAGUCCGCCAAUGGGGCAUAAAGCUUCGGACAGAGCCAUCUACAUCCGCAGAAUCAAAGCCCCUAAGCCAUCUCGUCACACACGCAGAACUCCUCGCCCUAUCAAUCCUAGAAAUCCCCGCCUCAACCCACGCAAUCGACAACGACACCCAAUCCAAACCAGCCACUCUCUCCGUCCUCGACUUCUAUAGCACCCUAGGCGAACUCUUCUCCUACGCCUCCCUAAACGGCAACAUCCGCCUCACAAUCCCCCUUUCCCCAACAGUCUACACCCUAGUCUUCACCCCCAUGAGUUCCGUCAUCUCAAUAAUAAGCUCCGUCCUCGCAAACUACAAAUCUUCCUUCGAAGCCUCCCUGACCUCCGAAGUCCUGCAGUCGCAAACACCAAAUGGCACCGAGAACCUCUACCCCACACAACUCGUCGGCCAGUUCAACGGCUACGUCAUGGAUAUCUGUAACCUGCUCUGGCGGAAUCGGGGUCUUAAUACUGAGGAUCCGAAUGCGUUGGGAUGUUUGAUUCCCGCGAGCACUGUUACGCUACUCACGCAGUAUAUCCGGGAAUCAAAUGAAGUUGCUCGUGAGCGCAAGCGUGAUUCCGCGUUCCAUUAUACGCUCUCGUCAAUAUUCUCGCUCAGUCACCACGCUGCUAUGUGUAACAUCUCCGCUGCCUGUUUUGCAGAAAUCGAGGAUGAAAAUGGGAUUGGUGAGGAUAGGCCGCGGUUGAAGAAGCCUGUUACGCAGAAGGCGCUGAGUGCGUUGGAGAAGGGUGGUGGGGUGAAAGUUAGUUGGCAGGAGUAUCGACUGCGGAUGCUGGAUUGGUUGGAUGCGGCGGGGAAUAGGGGGAUUGGGGAUUUGAUGAGGAGUACGAUGAAGGCUUUGCGGAAGGAAUAAUGGGAUUAUGUUUAUGGUGCAGGCAUUCCUUUUUUUUUUUGCUUGCCAUGAGUGGGCGGCUAUCAUUCUCAGUGUGAUGGUGUACAUUAGUCUGAAUAAGGGAGGCAUAACUGGUGAAUCCCACGGAUGGACAAACGACCACAGUUAACUAUAAUAAGACAGACAGAAAGUUUUAUAGCGACAGUCCAGGUUGCUAUUAAAGACAUGCACCGAGAAAACAGAAACAUAGGGCAGAUGCAAUACCAAAUGUCAAAAUAAGUCGAAAGCAGACCCUCCGGAACUCCAUCGUCCCUGGAAGGGAACUGAGCCCGAAGGCCGCACGCUGACGAACACCGAACACCC
Aspergillus glaucus CBS 516.65 is the source of this 2668-nucleotide messenger RNA. Its product is annotated as Mis6 domain protein. The transcript has 4 exons. The record is from RefSeq and is a predicted model, not a curated record. Lineage: Eukaryota; Fungi; Ascomycota; Eurotiomycetes; Eurotiales; Aspergillaceae. Gene Ontology annotation, cellular component: kinetochore; nuclear body; cytosol. The coding region runs from base 125 to 2326 and encodes 733 amino acids.